ACACAAAGUAAAUGAAAAACUUUUAGGCGUGCCAGUGUCGGGGACCAUACAAAUUUUCAACUGUAUUGAUCUCAUUUGCCAAAUCCAGGACUUUAGACAACAAAUUAGUGUGCACCAUUGCAAAGUUCCAACACCUGCAGUCUUAAAAUGUUGGAUUUGGAAAUCGUACCAGAGUUGUCGCUUGGGUGUGAUGCUUGGGAAUUUGUCUUGGGCAUGCACUUUUCGCAAGCAAUAGCGAUCAUACAAUCUCAGGUGGGAAUUAUUAAAGGUGUGCAAGUACUCUACUCUGAUACGAACCCUCUUGGUGUGGAUAUCAUAAUAAACUUGCCGCAAGAUGGUGUUCGCUUGAUUUUCGAUCCCGUUGUACAACGUUUAAAGACCAUUGAAGUAUUCAAUAUGAAGUUGGUAAAACUGAAGUACGGUGGAGUACACUUCAAUUCCCCCGAGGUGCUGCCUUCCAUUGAACAAAUUGAGCAUUCCUUUGGAGCUACUCACCCAGGAGUAUACGAUGCAGCGAAACAACUAUUUGCGUUGCACUUUCGUGGCUUGAGCUUCUUCUUCCCCGUUGAUAGCAAGUUACAAGAAGGAUACGCACAUGGCUUAGGAUCUCUGAUUUUCUUAAGUGGAGCAUCGCCUGUGGUUUCGAAAAUGUCACUCUACUCCGGUAGUAACGUUUCUGAGACACGGGCUCCUCCGCUUCCACUCUCUUGUUACCAUCGGCAAAUCUAUCUAGAUUCAGUAACUGUCUUGCGCACGGCAAAUGGUUAUACCAAGGGUCUAAAACUGAAGCUCUUCACCGAGGGCUCCAGUCGCGCGAUGGAACAGCGGCGGCAGUGUUUUACAAGAGAAAUACUCUUUGGUGACAGUUGUCAAGAUGUAGCCCAGAAACUGGGCGCGCCUAACCGGAUCUUUUUUAAGAGCGAAGAUAAAAUGAAAAUACAUUCGUCGAGUGUAAAUCGACAAGCACAGAGUAAGCGCAGUGACACAUUUUUCAACUAUUUCACGCUUGGAAUAGACGUACUGUUUGAUGCUCGAACACAAACUUGCAAGAAAUUUGUUUUGCACACAAACUAUCCGGGACAUUUCAACUUUAAUAUGUACCAUCGUUGUGAAUUUAAGUUUAGUUUGAAUUCUGAUAAUGGAUUAGAUAUUAAUUGCGAUCGGAAUAUAACCGAUGAUAUAGAAGUUACUGCAUAUGCUAAGUGGGACGAGAUAAGUGCGGUAGUGCCAUCGGCUCGUCCGGUGGUGCUCCAUCGCGCCAGCUCAACAAACACUGCCAAUCCAUUCGGUGCAACCUUCUGCUACGGUUAUCAAGAUGUUAUAUUCGAGGUGAUGACAAACAACCAUAUCGCCUCGGUCACUUUGUAUAGCACGAUUCCACCGACAAAGCAAAUCGAACAGUCUUCUUAUCAGCAGCACAAAAUGCAGGACAUUCGUUUAACAGUUGCGUGAGAAAACACAACAACGAUUGAACAUCAGUCUUUGUCUAAAAACGAAGCGAUUUAAACUCGUAAAGAAUCUUAAAUGAGUUCAGUUCAAAAUAUGUUAUUUUUGAAAAGAUAUUUAUAAGCCAACAGAUAAUAGAAAUGUAUAACUGAAAAUAAGUGGUCACUGUAAACAUUAUGUAGCAAAUUUUACUUUUUAGCAUACCUAUUUAAAUUUUUAUUUACCAACAAGCAUUGCCAGCGAUAGGACGUUGGGGAAGAAGCAAUUGGCAAAAGAUGUAUAGUUUUGAAAAAAAAAAAAAAACAUAAUGUGUAAAAGUACAGCCAAAAUAGAUGGUUUUUAUUCACAUCACUUAAAUAUGCAUAUGUAUGUAAAUAUUUCUGUGAUUUUGUACACAUGGGAGUUUUUAUUUGGAUCCAAAGCCUAUAAUUUGUUGUUUAUUAUUAUUGCUUUCUUCCUUUGCCUUAAAGUCGCUCUAAUGUUGCCUAAUUGACUGUGGUCCGCAGCGCGAUCAUGGCUAUACAUAUGCAUGUAGUAUAUAUGUAUAAUUGUUCCAUUUUACAUCAAUUAUUAAACAAUUUUAUUUACUAUUGAACGCUUAUCGGCUAAAAUCGUUUAAAAGUUUGAAGACAUUGAAUAUGUGUUAAUAAACCAUACAUACAUACAUAAUAAUAUAUAAGUAAAUGUUUACGUAACAAGAGUAGAAUUAAAUUCAGAGAUCGCAAAUACCGGUUAACCGACAAAAUUUCUGUUUCACAUGCUUGCAUAUGUUGUUAAUGGACAAAGUUUCUCACUGUGCAAUACUACGCAUUCCUUUGUUUUUUUUUUUCUAAGUUAUAAUUUUUGAUAUGAAAUUAUAUACACCUGCGUACAGAUAAUCAGAAACAAUUUGUCUUUAUUGACAAUAAAUUUGUUCUUAAUUAAUUUUAAUUUAUUUUUUUACGAAAGUAUGUAUAGAUUAUGCUACAACGAAAACCAUAUAAGCCAAGGUUUCAUACCUUGUACAAAAUUAAAAAAAAAAUCCAACUAUUUUCAAAAAAUGGUCAUCAAAAUUGCAACCUUUUCAAUCGGUAUUUCAAAAAAAAAAAAAAUCGGAUGUGCAGUUUUAUAUUAUAGCUAAAGUGACCAUAUUUAUGCGAGCCGAAUACGUGACAAAACAUAAUUUUGCUAAUUGUUUCCAUAAAAGCUAACAGAUCUUAACACCUUCUUUAAUGAUCUUAGAAGUAUGUAUUAGCCCGGAACAGCGUCCUUAUAGUAACAUCACAAAUUUGUAGGAUAUCUUUCUGGAGAAUUUUACUCCACAAAAUUGUUUACAAAAGUUUCGUUAAAUUUUAGUACAAUAAAGUGAAGUUUUAAGUAGCUGGGACUUACCGUUAAUUUUUGGAAUUUUUUUUUUGUCGACGGCGCUACGCAUUUUUUUCAUACAAAGUAUGUUUGGCAAUUUGUUGAUAGGGAAGCAAAUGAGCUGCACGUUGCACUUGCACUUUAUUAUACUCAAUUUUAAUGAGCUACAAAACUGCAACCAAAUUUUUUUUUCUAAAGGU
This is a messenger RNA of Rhagoletis pomonella (apple maggot), 2990 nucleotides long. Its product is annotated as UPF0183 protein CG7083. Bases 148 to 1452 code for a protein of 434 amino acids. The transcript has a single exon. Gene Ontology annotation, cellular component: trans-Golgi network. The record is from RefSeq and is a predicted model, not a curated record. Gene Ontology annotation, biological process: Golgi to plasma membrane protein transport. NCBI's taxonomy places the organism in Eukaryota, Metazoa, Arthropoda, Insecta, Diptera, Tephritidae.